UGGAACGGCUCAGAAAUGACUCCACAGGACUCCGCAGACCAAGCUGCGAUGAUGGGGAAGGUUCCCUCAUUCUCCCCCGGCUCCACAGUGAGCUCUGCUCUGCCCGGCUACGUCGCUUUCUGCCUCGCUCUGCAGGUUCACAGGCUGGCGUCAGCACAAUUCACAGUGACUGGACCUGACAGUCCAAUCGCUGCCUCUGUAGGUGGGGAGGCCGUCCUGCCCUGCCACCUCUCCCCCAGGAUGAGCGCUGAGAACAUGGACCUGAGAUGGUUCCGAUCCCAGUUCUCUGCAGUUGUGCACCUGUACAGUGGUGGGCAGGAUCAGUACAGACAGCAGAUGCCGGAAUAUCAAGGAAGAACUGAGCUCUUGAAAGACAACAUCACCAAUGGGAGUGUUUCCCUGAGAAUACGCGAUAUCCGACCCUCCGAUGAUGGACAAUACAAAUGUUUUUUUCAGUCCAGUGUCUCUUAUGAAGAUGCUAUAUUGGAAGUGCAGGUGGCAGGGCACUGUAGGAUUAUCACAAAUUCAUUUAUUUCUUCUGUAGGUUUGGGCUCUGCUCCUGUCAUCUCUGUGGAGGGACAUCAAGAUGGAGGGAUCCGGGUUAUAUGUCGAUCAGCCGGAUGGUACCCAAAGCCCGAGGUGCUGUGGAGAGAUCUCCAGGAUCAGAACUUACCAUCAGCCUCUAAAAAGAUAUCCCAAGAGGCCAAUGGCCUGUUUCAAACAGUGGUUACCACUGUUAUAAGAGAAGAAUCCAACCAGAAAGUUUCCUGCUGUGUCAGGAACCCGCGACUCAACCAGGAGAAAGAGUCAGCAAUUUCCAUAGCAGAGCUGUUUUUCCCGAGGAUCAGUCCCUGGAUGGUGGCUCUAUGGGUGAUCCUGGCUCUCCUGGCUGUUCUCAUUGGCCUGGCCAGUUACUGCUUCUGGAGGCAACACAGAACAAAAGAGACACUGCGAUCUGAACUGGAGAGUGAGAAAGACAAACUCCAGGCUGAGCUCAGGUGGAGAAGCGCCCAGCUCUACGCAGGUACUGUACAUACCACUGGUGUUUUAUCCAUGGUGAGACCCACCUCCCCCUGGAGCUCUCUGCUCCUUUCCCUGCACAGAGCAUUUUCCUAUGACAUUCAAUAGGCUGGAAACAGCAAUGUCACUGGGGUGGACGG
This is a messenger RNA of Chelonoidis abingdonii (Abingdon island giant tortoise), 1160 nucleotides long. The record is from RefSeq and is a predicted model, not a curated record. NCBI's taxonomy places the organism in Eukaryota, Metazoa, Chordata, Testudines, Testudinidae.